Messenger RNA from Boeremia exigua, 1341 nucleotides. Its product is annotated as major facilitator superfamily domain-containing protein. Bases 1 to 1341 code for a protein of 446 amino acids. Gene Ontology annotation, molecular function: transmembrane transporter activity. The transcript is spliced from 13 exons. The record is from RefSeq and is a predicted model, not a curated record. Gene Ontology annotation, biological process: transmembrane transport. Gene Ontology annotation, cellular component: membrane. Lineage: Eukaryota; Fungi; Ascomycota; Dothideomycetes; Pleosporales; Didymellaceae.
AUGAAUGCGGAUGAGGAAAAGGUGGUCGGACUCGAUGGAACAAGCCACCCUACAUCUUGUCCUAGCGAGACAAGAAGCACCGCACAAGGCCUAAGUUCAAGCUGGCUAUCACAUGACAACAGAAGUCUGAGGACGAUUAGGUCGCAUCACUCGAGAGCAGAAGCUGACGGUCACACAUCUUUCGACACCGAGCCUAGCCCCAUCACACCGAACAUCUCCAACGCCGACGGCAUGGUUGCCGAAGAGCCGUAUCUCGUCACCUGGGAUGGCAAUGCAGAUCCAGAGAACCCUCGGACAAUGAAAAAGCUGUGGCGCUGGAUCAUCGUCUUGAUAUGCAGCGCCAGUUCGCUCUGCGUAACUUGUACUUCAUCGCUAUACGCAUCGACUUACAGCCAGCUCGAAUCUGAGUUCGGUGCGUCUCGGUUGGUAUGCACGCUUGGGCUGUCGUUAUUUGUAGCUGGACUUGGCACGGGACCUAUGGUCCUCAGCCCUCUUUCCGAGUUUUAUGGGCGCAGACCUAUUUACAUCUGCGCGUUGGCGUUCUUUACCAUCUGGAUGGUUCCAUGCGCGAUUGCUCAGAACAUUCAGACCAUGCUAAUUGCGAGAUUCUUUGACGGUCUAUCUGGCUCCGCCUUCCUCAGUGUAGCUGGAGGUACCGUGGGUGACAUGUUCAGCAAGCAUGAACUAUCAGCACCCAUGAUGGUGUACACAGCAAGCCAAUUUAUAGGACCCGAACUGGGGCCGCUGAUAGGAAGGUUCAUUGUUGAGACUACGACUUGGCGGUGGAAAGCUUUGGUAGUAAUCAUCCUCGUGCCCGAAACGUAUCACCCAGUUUUGUUGCGUAAGAAAGCCAUCAGACUGCGACGAGAAACAGGAAAUCAGGAGUGGAUAGCGCCGAUCGAGAAAUUGACCACAUCUGUCACGAGAACGGUACUGUGGUCAUGCAUCCGACCAUUUCAAUUACUCAUUUUCGAGGCCAUGUUUCUGAAUCUAUGCCUGCUGUCGGAAAUGCUCUUGGGGAUUCUCUACUUGUUCUUUGGAGCCUUCCCUCUGGUGUUCCGGAACAACCAUGGGCGGAUCUAUGGCAGGCUUGUACGAAAACGUGAGGAGCAACAGGGCAGGAAUGGUGGCUUGGAACCAGAAUUUCGGCUUCCUUCAACAAUGAUUGCGGCUUGGGUCGUCCCAAUAGCGCUGUCCGGAUGGACCACAUAUGCAUCUUACCCUGAAUAUGCUGCAUCAGCUCUCGCGGCUAACAGCUUAGCGUGGUCGUACUUUGCUGCGGUAAGCAUUCAUCAUUCCCCUUUAUUUGGUAUUCAAAUGUACGACAAUCUCGGCUACUAG